This is a messenger RNA of Strongylus vulgaris, 510 nucleotides long. The record is from the annotation of a GenBank genome assembly. NCBI's taxonomy places the organism in Eukaryota, Metazoa, Nematoda, Chromadorea, Rhabditida, Strongylidae.
AUGUGGGCCACGCCCUCUCUCCUGAAAGUGGCGAACCCUGUUGUUGUCGCUGUUCCGGCGGUCUGCAUACCGAAUAUUAUCCAAUUCAACGAGUGUUUUGAGAGGCAACCAAUCCUCUGUCAACGCCCUGUUCUUUCAUACUUAGCCCAGUUGAUGACUGUGGACUCAGCUGUGGUGGUAACACCUAGUCGUCGUGCUUUGCCUCUUCGUCGGCGCUAUAUUUCUGCCCCAGCCGCUCGAUAUUCACCUCCCGAUGAUAGGAAAAUUCCUCAUAGGAGGCCUACGAAGGCGACAAUAUUUCCUUCAAACUCGAAACCUAUUAUUGUGCGUAAAUACAUCACAAAACGACCCAUUGCACUUGCACAGAAUCAACGCCAUUCCCCGUCGAUGGAAGGCGCAGACAUGCACCGCUUUGGUGACAGUCCACGGAGUGGCUCAUUCAACCAAAGCGAGGUAGGCAUUGUGGACUCAUUAGCACGGCCAUUGCGAAUGUCCUUCGGCUACGCCUAA